This is a messenger RNA of Vigna angularis (adzuki bean), 1724 nucleotides long. RefSeq lists its product as uncharacterized. The transcript has 4 exons. The record is from RefSeq and is a predicted model, not a curated record. Bases 346 to 1341 code for a protein of 331 amino acids. NCBI's taxonomy places the organism in Eukaryota, Viridiplantae, Streptophyta, Magnoliopsida, Fabales, Fabaceae.
CUUCGCCUCGUUUCAAUGUCUCUCCUGAGAGAGUAUCCAUGAUGAAGUAGACUGCGUCAAGUCUUCCAUUUUUUCUUUUCCUAAUUCUCACUUCACCAUUUCUGGUUACAAUCUCAACCCCAAUCUCUAUUUCCUCAGUUUUUCUUCUUCCUUCUCUUUCAGAUUCCAUUCCAAAGGGCUUCUUUAUUGAUUUUAAUUUUUAGUUUUCCAUCCGUUUUUCCACUACCACGCCACCCUCUGAUUUCAAUCUGAAAAGGGUUUCCUCUGAUUCCUCUUCCUGUAUUCACGUUCCUCCCUAUUUUUCCAUCGAAGGUGUGUGUUUGAGAGUGUUGCAGCUCGAUCACAAUGAGAACACACGCUUUGCUGUUACUUUUAUUGUUGCCUAUGGUUAUAUCUGAUGUUUCUGACGCCUCCUUUGUUCUGAAACUCCGAAGGUUGAUUGCUGCUGAUCCUAACGAUGCCAAAACAAAGGAUCCAAACCCUGUUGGUGGAACCAACACGGUCAAUAGGGAUAGUCCUGUUUCCCCUGUUCCACAACCACAACCACAACCUUUACCCACAGUGGGUAAUGCAAAUGAUGGACAAAAGAAUGCAGUUCCUCCUCCGAAUGUACCUCCUCCACCGAAAAAGGAUGGUGAUGGCGGUCAUAAGGAUCAGAAACAAGGGAAGGUGGAAAAUAAGGGCAAACUUUCACAUUCUACCACCACUGAGACUUGUGAGGAUUUGAACAAGUGCACAGAUGGUGGCGACUUGCUUGCUUGCGUUUUAAAAACUGAUCCCAAAUACUCGGUUGUUCUUCUUCAAAACAAAGGAGAUGGCAUCAUCCACGUGAAGCUUCGUAAUGAUUUUGAAAAUAUUCUUGGAGAUAUAGAAGUUGACAAAAGUAAAACGGAAAAGAUCAACAUCACACGAAGUAGCAGUGAAAGUACCCAAUUGACUUUGUAUGCUGGAAAAGAGGAUUGUGUGCUUCACCUGUUUCAUAAACCUGAAAAUAACUUUUUUCUGCGUCUUCCUUCUUAUGACAAAGUUUUAACUCCAGUAAAUGGUGCCUAUUUCCUCAUAUUGAUGGUCCUAAUGAUUGGAGCAACAUGGGUUUGCUGCGCUUUUAGGAAGAAACGUCAGAAUGAGAUUCCAUAUCAAGAGCUUGAAAUGGCCCUGCCUGAGUCUGCUGCAGCUGCCCAUAUGGAAUCUGCUGAAGGUUGGGAUCAGGAUUGGGAUGAUGAUUGGGACGACAACGUGGCAGUGAAGUCACCGGCAGCACUUGCAGCAAGCAUUUCGGCAAACGGCCUUACUUCUAGAUCAUCAAACAAAGAUGGAUGGGAGAAUAACUGGGAUGAUUAGUUAUCAGCAGGCAAAAGAUAAGGGAAUUGGUAUAAUGUUUAACCUCAAAGUAGAAAAGGAAGAAAUGGAAGCAGAAAGCAGGGUGAAGCACAAGAGUCGGGGAUGUGACCAAUGUGGCUUUGCUGGGGCUUAAUUUUGAUGCAUGUCCAUGGAAGGGACACAUAAAGGAAAGAGGAAGUGUAAUAGUCAUAACACAUUGAAUUUUUGUAUUGAACAUGUAAUAGUGAGAGCCUUAGCCAAAACGAGAGACUAAAGAAACUGUAAAUGAAAAUAUAGGAGGUAAAGUAUAUUUUGGUUUUGUCAGAUUUAUUAGACAUACUAUUCUUGUGAUCUCAAAAAUAAAAACUUUUGUAGGCUUCUUUGAGGCUAGUUUUUCUUCAAAA